Molecule: messenger RNA, 1614 nt
Organism: Salvia miltiorrhiza (redroot sage)
Lineage: Eukaryota; Viridiplantae; Streptophyta; Magnoliopsida; Lamiales; Lamiaceae
Product: putative UDP-glucuronate:xylan alpha-glucuronosyltransferase 4
Exons: 2
Coding region: 1-1614 (537 amino acids)
Biological process (GO): xylan biosynthetic process
Molecular function (GO): glycosyltransferase activity
Source: RefSeq, a predicted model, not a curated record
AUGGCGUCUAAGCCCUUCACCUUUUACGUAAUUCUUUUCUUGACACCCCUCAUAACUCUCAACAUCCAAUACCUCAGACACCUGCAUGCAAACGUCCCAAAUGCACCAAUCUACCCUAAACCAGCCAUGAACCCCAGUUGGUUCGAGUUCGUUGCACGAGAGUUAGGAGAUGAUAACAUCAACAUUGCAUUGGUGAACAUGGACGAGACGACGAUGACAGACAAGGACGUUCCCACCAAAGGGAAGAUCGUUACGGUGGAUUUCCGCCCCGUGGACAAGGCCACACAGUGGUCCAACUUGUACCCAGUGUGGAUCGUCGAGAACUCUGCCAAGUGCCCCAAGAUACCGAUGCCGAUGUUCGAAAACUAUGAGGACCUCGAUGUGGUGGUUGCUAGGGUUCCUUCUAAUGAAUGUGUAGAGGUUGCAGUGAGGGAUGUGUUUAGAUUACAAGUAAACUUGGUGGUAGCUAAUUUGUUAGUGAGGUGUGGGAGACUGGAAAGUGGGGUUAAAAAAAGACCAAUUUUUGCAGUGUUUAUUGGGUCAAGUGGGCCUAUGUGGGAGAUAUUUAGAUGCGAUGAUCUUGUGUUACACGAUGCUGAUUCUUGGAUUUACAAACCUCAACUAACGAGGAUGAAACAGAUAGUGCUCAUGCCUGUCGGAACGUGCCAACUCAACCCUCCAUCAGCACACUUUGGCGAAGAAUUAUGGAUGCAAACCGAGGAUGAGAGGAUCAUGAAGCAACCAAGAGAGGCAUAUUCUAGUAUCCUACACUCUUCGGAAAGAUAUGUAUGCGGAGCAAUAGCUCUAGCGCAGAGCAUCAUCCAAUCAAACACAACAAAAGACCUCGUCUUGCUAGUCGAUGAUCAUCACGUCUCUCCCAAAUCCAUCGACGACCUCAGAUCAGCCGGUUGGAAGAUCAGGCGAAUCCAACGGAUACGGAACCCUCACUCCAUCAAAAACUCGUACAACGAGUGGAACUACAGCAAGCUCCGCCUCUGGCAACUCGUGGAGUACGACAAAGUCAUGUUCAUCGACUCCGAUUUCAUCGUCACCAGAAGCCUGGACGAGUUCUUCAUAUACCCAGGGAUCUCCGCCAAGGGAAACAACGAAUACCGUUUCAACUCGGGGCUGAUGCUUCUAGAACCUUCGCUGUGCACGUUUAAGACCCUGAUGGAGAGGAGGUGGUUGGUGAGGUCGUACAACGGCGGCGAUCAAGGGUUUCUGAAUGAGAUGUUCCCGUGGUGGCACCGCCUCCCCAACAAGAUCAACCAUCUCACCUACUUUGAAUCAAAUAUUGGUGAUAAUAAAGAUCAUACGGUGCCCAAUGAUGCAUACGCGAUCCACUACCUUGGGUUGAAACCCUGGUGGUGCUACAGAGACUACGAUUGCAACUGGGAUAUACCGGAAAGACAAAAAUUCGCCAGUGACUCCGCCAACACAAUUUGGUGGGAUGCUUACGACAAGAUGCCUCAGAAUUUGAGAAGGCAUUGCUUUUUGACACCCACGAUGCAUACCAGCAAUAGAGAAAAUAGAAACAAAGCCGAAGAAGCUAACUUACCUGAUGGGCAUUGGAGGAUCAAGAUAAAAGACCCCAGACUCAAGAAUGUAUUGUGA